Molecule: messenger RNA, 558 nt
Organism: Closterium sp. Yama58-4
Lineage: Eukaryota; Viridiplantae; Streptophyta; Zygnematophyceae; Desmidiales; Closteriaceae
Source: the annotation of a GenBank genome assembly
AUGAAGGCGCUGCCCUUCCUGCGCUUCCACAGCAUUGGCGUCGCCAGUUCUGCGGAUAUCAACGAGUACAAGAAGUGGUACCCCAAGAAGAAGUUCAUGCGGCUGGGCGAGAUCAUGAGGCGGCUGGGGCACUCGUACAUCGACGUGCUCAAGGUGGACUGCGAGGGCUGCGAGGAGCACUUCAUACAGGAGCUGGUGAACGCCAACCACCACAAGAUGGGCGCCCUCACCCUCCAUGGCGGCCGCCUGCCGUUCGGACAGCUGCUGUGUGAAUUCCACAGGACGGACAUGCCGAACCGCACGCUGCCCUUGGUGUACGGGAUGGAGAGCCUGGGGUACCGCAUGUUCCACGUGGAGCCCAACGCGCAGUGCCUGCACUGCCAGGAGAUCGCCUUCAUCCACGAGACCCUCGUCAAGCCCACCGCCGACUGCCGCCCCUUCCUGCAGCAGGGCAGCAACGGGCUGGCGCAGUUGCUUGGUGUAGGAGGCAAGGCGCAAGCUGCGGGUGACAAAGGCGAAGAAGCUGCCGCUGGUAACGGCUCACUUGAUUCGCCGUAA